CGCACGCCUUCCGCGCGCGUUCCCAGGUCCCAGCUCCACCUUUAAAAUCCCGCCUCCGCUUCGCCAUUCGGCACGGCAAAAACAUUGGAAUACACCACACCGCGCGGCCAGAACCGCGAUGGCCGGGUACCAACGCACCAUCUCGUUCCCGGCCCGAAAGCCCGCAGCGGACACCUUUGCGUUGGCAACCGCGAGCGACAAGCUGGCCGCGUACCGGAUCCGUUCGGCCAGCCUCCCCUGCCGCUUCCACCCGUUGCUGCUGCAGCUCGACGAAGACGUAGCCGCGCUGCGCCUGGUGAUCGGCCAGUCGCCACCCUCCACUGACGCGCCGACGGCGUCGUCCCUGUCCGCGGCCGCGUCGCAGGUCGGCCGGGUGCUCGUGUCGCUCCCCGAGCUGCUGCACCACCCGCAGGCGCAGGAGCCGCUGCGCCGGCUGGGGAGGUCGCCGUUCGCGGAGCGGCUGCUCGACGACUUCCUCCGCCUCGCGGACGCGCACGGCAGCUUCCGCCAGGCGCUGGUCGCGCUCGCCGCGCUCCAGGCGGACACGCGAGCCGCGCUGCGGCGCGGCGACCCCGCGAGGCUGGCGUCGGCGUCGCGCGCGCAGCGACGCGGUGGGCGCGACCUCCCCCGCCUUGCGGCCGCCGUCCGCGCCGUGGCUGGCAAGCCCCCCACGCUGCUGCCGGAGGACCUCCCCGCCGACACCGCGGCCCUCGCAGCCGCGGUGGCCGACGCGACCGUCGCUGUGGCAUACGGCUCCGCGGCCGUCUUCUCCGGCCUGUCCUCCCUCUCCAACUCCGCCGCCGCCGUUCGUGUCGACGUCGCCUCCACGUCGUGCUGGAUCACCGCCCCGGCAAAGUUCACCGCCUCAUCAGACGCACCGAGAACCAACCACCACCGCAUAUGGUGGGUGGCCGACCUCGUGCGCUGGAUGUCGCGCGCGAAGCGGCGGUCCGCCGAGAAGCAAAACGGCGGCGACGACGACGAGUCUGCCACCGUGCAACUCCGGUCCGAUGCCCGCAUGAAGCCGGAGGAGAGGGCGCAUAAGGCGGCAUUCGAGCGCCACGAGAACUUGGAACGGUGCAUCGCCAACGUCGACGGCAGCGGCGAGAAGGUGUUCCGGGCUUUGGUCAACACUAGAGUCUCGUUGCUCAACAUUCUGAGCCCGAGCUUCUGAUGUCCGAAGACUCCGAACCACUCGAAUUAAAAUUUCAGACUUUUUGUCUUAGUUUGUAUGCUUCGACAAAAUUUGUACAUAUAGUAAAUUAUCGUCCCGGAUCCAAUAUGCUCGUUCCCCUGCAUCUUUCAAGAGAUUUGAAACCAAGCGUUCUAAAUUGCAAAAGUCGGAAUUUUGGCCA
Messenger RNA from Phragmites australis (common reed), 1355 nucleotides. RefSeq lists its product as uncharacterized. Gene Ontology annotation, biological process: root development; shoot system development. The record is from RefSeq and is a predicted model, not a curated record. Bases 119 to 1174 code for a protein of 351 amino acids. NCBI's taxonomy places the organism in Eukaryota, Viridiplantae, Streptophyta, Magnoliopsida, Poales, Poaceae. The transcript has a single exon.